AUGCCGCGUGUCUGUAAGCCGGAGCCACCAGCGAAUAUUUCUCUACUGGAUGAUCAACCUCCUGUGGUGAUCGAGAUGAUCAACGAUUUGCGUCCCCAUGUGAAUAAGGCGAAGGAAGAAGUAAUGCGAUACAUUGAACCUGCUACACCUCAAAACUCACGAAAUGCGCGAGUUCUGAAGACGAUUACUGAGAACGCUCACGGAAAUAGGGCCUCACGUACUGACCACGGUUCCUGUGACAAUUCCUGUGCUCCGCCGGUUAAGGAGAUUCCAUUAGGGAGGAAAAAACGUUCGGAUAUGCGCCCUCCAGGCAAUCAUGCUACUACACGCAUGGACAACUCGUUACUUGUUACUACUAGAAAGUUUAUUCUGUUGAAGAGUGAAAACAAUGUAGUGAAUUUGAAUGAGGCUGCUGUGCUACUGAAUGUGCCGAAACGUCGCCUCUAUGAUAUCACAAACGUUCUUGAAGGUGUUGAUCUCGUUGAGAAAGUUGGCAAGAAUAGCAUUCGUUGGAAGACGGAUGAUGGCGAUAAUAACCAGUUGCGUGAACUUCAAUCACAGUGCAGAUCACUAACAAAGCAAGAAAAACAACUUGAUGAAGUUAUUACCGACUUGAGCUCAGCAGUGAAAAUAAUGAAGGAGGAUCCUACAGAUAUGCCACAUGGGUAUGUUCGUCUAGAGGAAUUGCGAAAGCUGAGCAAAUUUUCUGAUCAAACGUUGAUAUUACUAAAAUCUCAUCCUGGUGCACCUUGUACGGUCGAGGUUACUGAUCACGACAGUACUCAGCAAUUUCAACUGAAAGUAAGAACUGAAGAUUUCUCUCCUCUGAGAGCUUACAUCGGUGAAUCGGGCAGCAAUACUUUUUCAAGUAUUGAUGAAAUGCUUUUGCCAGGAAAAUCUCCAAGCAAUUCCGUUAGUUUACGUGAUGAACCAGAGCCAUCACCAUCCACUCAUGUAGAUGAAACACUCUUCGAAGCAGGCGAUGUAGAAAUGAAACCUCCAGUAAUAGAUGCGGGUUCUUCCAUGGUGUUACCUAAGACUGAAUUACGCCACGAUUCACUUUCUGAUUUAAUCACACCAGAUAAAGUCAUGUUUCAAGGAAGUGGAACAUUUCUCAGUCCUCUUAAGAUGUUACUUGAUCCAUAUGCACAAUUCCCAAGUAAUAGCGAGACGGACUCAUCGAACAUACUACUGACCCCGGAUGCUACCGAACUGGAUGCGUAUAGUUUUCCAUCGUCAGGGCUCAGUCUUAAUGAUCUCUUCAGCAGUUCCGAUUGGGAACUACCUCAGUAA
Molecule: messenger RNA, 1293 nt
Organism: Angiostrongylus costaricensis
Lineage: Eukaryota; Metazoa; Nematoda; Chromadorea; Rhabditida; Metastrongylidae
Source: the annotation of a GenBank genome assembly